AAGACAAGCGUAGAAUAAAAAGCUCCACGCGUCCUCUUUCGAGCUUCCUUGUAUCUCUCUUUCUUUCUUUCUUUGCUGACACACCAUCCAUCCAUCUCCAUUUCCUUCUCAAUCAACAAGGAAUAAUAUCAAAUCUCUUCUCCAAUCAAUCAAUCCAACAAACUAGAAAAGUGAUUUCCGGUCAUGUUAAUUGAAGAAAAUCGACAAAGUAUAUAGAAAUCAAAGAAAGAAAGAAAGAAAGCAAUGGGAUCCGAGACCUUCCUUGAAGUUAUUCUAGCAAUUCUCAUACCUCCUGUUGGGGUCUUCCUCCGUUAUGGAUGUGGCGUCGAGUUUUGGAUAGAUUUAUUGCUCACACUUCUCGGGUACAUACCAGGGAUCAUAUAUGCAAUAUACGUACUUGUCGGCUAGAAAAAAAAAAUAUGUUCUCUUUUUUUAAUUUCAUGCAUCAAUUAGAAAUAUGUUCUAAUUUCAUUUUGGUAUCUAGCUACUUUAUAGUUUUAAUUAGUUUCUGGUUUUAAGGGCAGAUUUUUGCAUCUCCACCUGUUGUUGUAUUAAGGUUACCUAUUUAUAUUAAUGUAGUACUUU
This is a messenger RNA of Impatiens glandulifera, 585 nucleotides long. Its product is annotated as low temperature-induced protein lt101.2. Gene Ontology annotation, cellular component: membrane. The record is from RefSeq and is a predicted model, not a curated record. Lineage: Eukaryota; Viridiplantae; Streptophyta; Magnoliopsida; Ericales; Balsaminaceae. Bases 244 to 408 code for a protein of 54 amino acids. The transcript has 2 exons.